GCUCGCUCUCCAUGCCAGCGCUGCUCGGGCUCUCGCACACGCUCACGCUCACGCCACACACCGCGGGGAAGCUGCGCGCCGGCGCUGGCAUGGACUGGACCCUCCGCAGGAUGGACAGCGAGCUGAGGGAGAUCAACCCGGACCUGCUGCAGCCCAGCAAGAGCUUCAAGAAGCCGUCGUCGGGCACCGUCACCCUCAACGUCGGGGGCUACCUGUACGCCACCCAGAGGCAGACCCUGGCCCGGCACCCGGGCUCCCUGCUGGAGGAGGUGGCCAGCGGGAAGAGGCCCGUCCAGCACGUGGACGCCUUGGGCAACGCCUUCAUCGACCGCGACGGCCCCAUCUUCCGGCACGUCCUCAACUUCCUGCGGCUCGGGGAGCUUCUGCUGCCGGAGGACUUCAAGGAGGCGGGGCUGCUGCGGCGCGAGGCCGAGUUCUACCGGCUGGAGGACCUGGCGGACGCCGCGGCCGAGUGGGAGCAGCGGCAGGCCGCCCGGCAGGAGCCCGCCUUCCUCGAGGUCACCGACAGCCACGAGCGCUCCCAAGGCCUCAAGGUGUACUGCAGCGACCCGGCCUUCAUCGAGGCGGUCAAGGGCCGCCUGGUGCAGGUCUCCAAGAGCCGCCUGGACAGCUUCCCCGAGGAGUUCGAGGUCUCCUCCAACGUCAUCCAGUUCCGCCACUUCAUCAAGUCGGAGAUGGGCUCCCGGCUCGUGCUCAAGGAGGACAGCACCUUCCUGUGCAAGCUGGACUGCCUGAAGCUCGAGAUCGUCAUGCUGGCGCUCAGGGGCGGCUACCGCCUGCUCACCAGCCUGGACGGCACCCGGGGCUCCGUGGUCCAGUGCGAGGCCCUCCACUUCGUCAAGUGAGCGAACGGGGCACCCGGGAACCGCAAAAGGUCCCCUUUCCCCUCGUCGGCGAAACACUAUUCGUUCCCAUCUCGUGCUUUUCUUCGCUGUGACCCCCCCAGUGACCCUCCAUUUAUGAGCAAAAAAAAAGAAAAAAGAAGAGAUAUUUCAGUAUUGUGCGCUUGCUGCCCGCGUCGCGGUUUCUUUCCGUCACGCGCGCUUAGACUUUAACUUCCAGCUCCCGGCCGAGAUCGACCGGCACGUGGCUUCGAGCAACAGGCGGCUCGGGCGCUCGGACCCUUGGCUUUUCACCUCGCCCCUCAUCCGGCAGAAGCGGCCGAAGCACAAAGGCGAAGCAGCGUUGAGACGACCUAACUGCUACUGCAGCUUUCUGUUGAUUCCUUCUCACUGUACUCUACCGUACUGUACCGUACCGCACUGUGGACGCACAUAUGUGACUGAUGUAAGUGGAGCUGUGAGAGAGCAGUCGGUGAAAGUUUUUCAUAAUGCAUGUUCCUUUGAAUGUGAUCAUUAUAAAGCAGAGCCAUGUGACCUGUACAGUAAAGUAACUCUGAGCUUGUGUACCUGUGUAUCUGUGAUCAGGUUUUCCAUAAAAUAAAAAGUGA
This is a messenger RNA of Scleropages formosus (Asian bonytongue), 1471 nucleotides long. Its product is annotated as BTB/POZ domain-containing protein KCTD4-like. Gene Ontology annotation, molecular function: protein binding. NCBI's taxonomy places the organism in Eukaryota, Metazoa, Chordata, Actinopteri, Osteoglossiformes, Osteoglossidae. The record is from RefSeq and is a predicted model, not a curated record. The transcript has a single exon. Bases 12 to 866 code for a protein of 284 amino acids. Gene Ontology annotation, biological process: protein homooligomerization.